Messenger RNA from Necator americanus (New World hookworm), 1230 nucleotides. RefSeq lists its product as uncharacterized. The coding region runs from base 1 to 1230 and encodes 409 amino acids. The record is from RefSeq and is a predicted model, not a curated record. The transcript is spliced from 3 exons. NCBI's taxonomy places the organism in Eukaryota, Metazoa, Nematoda, Chromadorea, Rhabditida, Ancylostomatidae.
AUGGAAUCUUUGGCCACAACCAUUCAUUUCGUCACGAUGAACUGCCGAACACAAUCGAGUGAACUUCAACAAGCCGCUCUAUCCAGACUUCUGCGAUAUCCGUGUGUGCUUUUUGUUGCACUGCAGGAAACACGCAUGAGAGAUCGGCCCGUCAUCAGCAUCGAAAAUUACACCAUAUACUGCGGCGAUGCUGAUGAGAACAAAAUCGUAAGUGCUCGCGCACCUAUAGAAACCGCUGAAGACAACAGUAAGGACGCUUUCUAUGAUGAACUCAUUGCGUUGAUGUCUAAACUAAAAAGUCAGCAGGUGGUCAUUGUCGGAGUCGACACAAAUGCAAAGAUGGGACUCGAACAACAAUCCGAUAGGCUAGGAAAAUGGUAUUAUCCUGCGAGGCGCACGUCGAACAACGGUGGCCGUCUGGUCGACUUGUGCGAACAGACAGGCCUCAUCAUCGCUUCCACGUUUAACAGGAAUCAUCGACGCCAUCAGCUCGCGUGGCAAGCGCCAACCCUCUUAACGCCUGAAGAGCAGCGCAAGCGGAAGAUGAGGACUCUUAAGCUUCAGCUCGACUACGUUCUGACGAGGAACAUUCCCCAGUCAGAUAUCCGAAAAUCUAGAGCUGUUUGGGACGCCGCGUUCGACUCUGACCGUCCAGUUCUUCUCACCUUCAAGAUACGAUUCCACAAGAGAAACCGAGGAGUUCCUCUUCAACCGAAAAUCGAAAUGGCAGGACUGAAAGAUGACGAAUGCAGAACAAAAUUCCGCCAUCGUGUGUCUAUUCAUGUUGGAGUACGGACCAGGAAGAAGCUUAGCGAUCGCAAAGUGCAUCCAGGACAAUGCAAGGGAAACGCUCCCGGUUCCAUUGCGGCGGAAGAAGAAAAGCGUCUUAGAAGAAAGUUGCGUCGUCAACUCGUCAACUGCAACAUGGAGUUUGAGGAGGCAUGGGAGAACAAGAACCCGCAGAAAGCCUAUGCUCUACGAAAAAAGUAUAGCGGCAAAAUAAAAAGGUUUCCUCCUGUCCUCAACACUGCCAGUGGAGUCGCUGUCGGUGAAACAACCCUUCCAAUUUGGAGGGAACACUUCAAGACCUUGCUGAACCGGCUAGCACCGUCAGCUCCUGAACUCGAGCACGUUUAUAGACCGACAUAUGCGGUUAACGAGGGACCACCGUCCGAGUCGGAGGUUCUAGUCUGUAUUCAAAAAAUGAAAAAUGGAAGACGACGGGAUUAG